This is a messenger RNA of Cylicocyclus nassatus, 252 nucleotides long. Lineage: Eukaryota; Metazoa; Nematoda; Chromadorea; Rhabditida; Strongylidae. The record is from the annotation of a GenBank genome assembly.
AUGGAGGAAAAUGCGAAUUCCAUAGCUGCAGACCGGGACUAUGAUCAUAAUGAGGACUACAAAGAAAUUUCGCUACUUGGAUAUAGCCCAGCGAAAGCAUCUCAAUUACCGAUGGACGCCGUCAAUGAGUUAGUCACAUUGAGCACAAACCUAGAAAUACUUAAGCAGGUGGACAAUAAUACCGACGUGGAUCUGGGAUGCGGAAAACACGCUUCGAAUGGUGUCAUAAAUAUCGUGUGCUUUUUGUACUAA